Pelodiscus sinensis (Chinese soft-shelled turtle) is the source of this 3917-nucleotide messenger RNA. The record is from RefSeq and is a predicted model, not a curated record. NCBI's taxonomy places the organism in Eukaryota, Metazoa, Chordata, Testudines, Trionychidae.
CCAACAUCGGUACAUGCAAUAUUUGAUUUUAAAGCAUCUUUCUUUCUCAGAUUGGGUCCUUGGUCCCUGAGAUGUCCACAAGGACUGCCUUCCUUUAUGUAUCCAUGUUGACCCCAUAACAUCCCCUCAUGUGAUUUCUCCAUUCCUAAGGCACCCCUUCCCUCAAAUUGGGACCUACUGCUCCUGAGACCUUUGUUUUGGGUCCCCCACUUCUAGGGAACUUCAUCUUCAGAGAUCAGGUGGGGACCCCAGACCAAAUAGCACAGGCUGGGUCUGUGAGGUGGCUGUCCAGGGGAGGUUAGGGACCCUUCCUACCCAGGGAAGGCCUUCAUGACUCCAGAUGUACCCUGGCCCAGCAGCACUUGCGAGGGGCAGGUGAUGUGGGUGGAUCCCCUUCCCCAGAACACCCUUUGCCCCCAAUUUGGGUCAGAAACUCAAGAGUAGCUGUAUAACAGAGAAAAACAAUCUCUGAUCUGGGCAAGGUAGGUGACACCUUUCUAGGGACCCAUCAGGCCUACAGCCCAAAUUGCCCCUUCCUGGAGCAGUGGGAGUAGAACAGAGUAAGUGAAUGAAACUAGCUUGAGUCUUCUUCCCACAGCUGCAGUUGAGGAAGAAAAGCAGCUGGGACUGGCUGAGUGGGUAGUUGCAUGGCAAGCCAGGCUACAUCAAGAGGGCUGGGGAGGAAACUACUGCAUCACAUGCUUGUCAUCUGGGUGUAAGCUGUUCUCCAGCCAUCAUAGACACUGCCAAGCUGUGCACAGAAAUUCAAAUGACGCCCCCGCAUGUGGAUAUGGAAAACUCCUAUCUUUGUGGGUACUUGAAGAUUAAAGGCCUUACAGAGGAAUACCCAACCCUUACUACUUUCUUUGAAGGGGAAAUAAUCAGUAAAAAGCACCCCUUCUUAACACGGAAAUGGGAUGCAGAUGAAGACGUCGAUCGUAAACACUGGGGGAAAUUCCAGGCCUUUUAUCAGUAUGCGAAAACAUUUAACUCAGAUGAUUUUGAUUAUGAGGAUUUGAAGAACGGGGACUAUGUCUUCAUGAGGUGGAAGGAGCAGUUCCUUGUUCCCGAUCACACGAUCAAAGACAUCAGUGGGGCUUCCUUUGCUGGGUUUUAUUACAUCUGCUUCCAGAAGUCGGCAGCAUCUAUAGAGGGCUAUUACUACCACAGGAGUUCAGAAUGGUAUCAGUCUCUGAACCUAACUCAUGUCCCUGAGCACAGUGCACCCAUUUACGAGUUUCGAUGAUGGGCUGACGGAAUGAUGCCAAGAGAAAACAACCCGGGCAAGAGAGAGCGUGAGCUGCCAGGAGAGCUGUGUCCCUGUCGGAGCUGGGGGGAGGGGAAGGGACGGGACACGCGCUUCUCUUCUGUCCAUCGGACUUGUGAAAGAAAGCAUGAAUGUCAGCCCAGCCGACCCAAGGAGCGUGGCUGCAGGAGCUGGCGUCUCCUUCCUGUGGCAAUUUGAUCUUUAAUCUGGUUUUAAAGCUACCUUUAAAUGCACUUUCUUUUUGCACAGCUAGUUUCUUUAUCACUGAAAUGCCCUCCCCGCCCCCAUCCUCUUCUGGAAGUUUAGUCCUAGCUGGAAUCAACACCAUGCCCUCUGAGUAAUAAGAAAACAUAAGCUCAGCACUUAUGGUUUCGUGUUACAUCCCAGUUGAAAUACAAAGAACUGCGGCCGUUCACGUUUGUCGCUCUGACAGCUCUGCUGCUUCUUGAGCCUGGGCGUGUCAAUGCAUUAGUAAGGCUUUUCCUAGCAGAGAGAACUGCUGAUCUGCAGAGUCCAUUACAGCAGCAUUUGGCUGAGACAGACAAGUCUUGAAGGCCUAAUGAAUCUUCAGCUCCUACUGGCUAAUGAGGUUAGCCAGAGCUGCAGAUCUCUCAGGAACGCUAGCCACUUCUGAGCUGCAAGCUGUUCCUUUGUCUGGAUAUGCCAGGGGGAAUGGAUUAAAGGCAAAGACUUCCAGGUCCUCAGUAGAAGUGGAUCUGAGCUCUGCUUACUAAAUGUAUAUUUGCUCUUUACUUAAGGGUGAAACAAUAAAAAAGACUUUUAAUACAUAUUUUUAUGGUUCCUUUUCCCAAGGACCCUAUGGCAAAUGCACAAUUAUUCAGAAUUACAUUUUACUGUUUUCACAUUGAAAACGGUGAAUGUCUAUGUUAGUUUUUAUAUAUAUAUAUAUGUAUGUAAUCAACCAGCAGCUUUGGAAAAAUCAUCCUGGUACAAGUGUUCAGCAGCACUGCAGAAAUGCUAUUGAGCUGCUUAGCAUUUGUGCCUUCUCUUCAUGCUAUAUACCAACAUCACUGCUUGAUUCCGUUAUGCCAGGCAAAAACAGUGGCUGUCCUACAACUUUGAAAUGUUCAAAUGAAAUAACUUAAGGCUUGUGUGCCAAAGUGUGCGCGUGUAUGUGUGUGGGGAGGGUUUUUUUAAAAAAAGUUGGCAUCAGUUGUGUAUUUAAAUAUGACACUCUUUGUGUGCAGGGCUUUUGUGAGACAACUUAACUUGCUUUUUUUGGACAGUUUUUUUUAAAGCUAUUAAGAAAAGGGAGAUUUGUACCAACAGAGCACAUCAGUUUUUAAGAAUGUUUGUCACUUGCAAUCAAAAAGCAAAGCCCUUCACUUACUGAGUGCUGAGUUGUUGAACUAAUUUUUCCUUUUCACAGUGUCCAUAUUGUAUCUUGCAGAGGCUGAUCUGAUCUGUAAGUUUAAUGGGAAAGCAUUCAGGUCUCAGUGGGCUCACUUCAUGUAUUCCACAUUGAGAACUUGGUUUAUUUUGUUUAAGAAAAUGAACCGGUUUGAUCUGCUCGGUGACACAGCUUUCAAAGUUUUGUCCUGUGGCCCUGUUUCUCCUAGCUGUCCCCUAUCUUUCAAACAAAUUUGGGAAAAGUUGCCUGAUCAGGCAAGGAGUAAGUUUCCAUCUUAAGGUUUAGAUGAGACCAUCUGGUAUAUUGAAAAAGGUGAAGGAUGAAGGAACUUAAGUUCUUGUUGGUCUUGAUUAAUAGCAAUGAUGGAGUUAACAAAUGGUUUGAAGAUGCCAAAAUGAUCUCACACCAGCUAGAGGACAGAGUAGGCAAGAGGUGUUUUAUCUAGGUCUACUGUUCUGAUGAUGCAGUGAUAAGACACCUUGACAGUACAGGGGUUGCUGGCUCACUCCUGUGUACUGGGUGGGGUUUGUCCUAUGUCAGAGAAGGCUGUUCUGGCCACAGGGUAUGAAUGGACCAUUUUUGUCUGUUUGCCGAACUAAAACUGAUCAGGCUCAUCUGCGGUAAUGUAACAAACAUUAUAUUUGCAAAUACUUGUAAUCUGUUAGUAGUUCUGUGCCUGCAGAGCUGUGUGAAAUGCUGUCACUGAUGUCUGAACUAGCAUUGUGACAAUUAUGGUUAGGCUUUAACUUUCUAAACAUUGUGGUGGCCACAUGCAGAAACCAGGUUGCAGGUCUCAGGUGUCAUCUAAUAAUUGGGAAACUCUCUUAAUGUGUUAUCUAAACCACUGAGACUUGAUGUUUUAGAGGGGGGAUUUGGGAUGGAAGGAGCUCCUUUUCCCCUCACAUAAAGCAUAUUUCAGCUGAAAUCCAAAAGUUGCAAAGGAGUGAAAAUGUUUUAAGGAAUUGUCUUACAUUCAGAAAAGUAGAAGCGUUUAUUCUUUAAGGCCUUGAUUUGCUUGUUUUUUUUUUCUUCUGAAACUGUUUAAGCUAAGAGGAAAUGCUCUUAACUAUGUUGCAUUGUGAUGAAAGAAAGCUAACCGGUAAGACCUCUUGGGGAGAGCAAGUGGGAGGCUGGAUUUGAUGUCUUGUGAAAGGCUUUUUUUAAACUAACUUGGGUGCAGAGUAUGAACAUAUUUAUGAUCAGUUGUGGAAAAGGGACUGGAAGAAGUAUUUUGCAGAGCUAUCAACGUCCAAAUUAAAAAGAAAUGUAUUUUAAGGA